Phaeoacremonium minimum UCRPA7 is the source of this 711-nucleotide messenger RNA. Its product is annotated as putative nop16-like protein. The transcript has 2 exons. Gene Ontology annotation, biological process: ribosomal large subunit biogenesis. NCBI's taxonomy places the organism in Eukaryota, Fungi, Ascomycota, Sordariomycetes, Togniniales, Togniniaceae. The coding region runs from base 1 to 711 and encodes 236 amino acids. The record is from RefSeq and is a predicted model, not a curated record. Gene Ontology annotation, cellular component: nucleolus.
AUGGGUCGAGAACUCCAGAAGAAAAAGCGGCGAUCGUCGCGGCAAAAGGUCCAGACACACAAUCGGCCAAAGAAGCUGCUGAACCCGCUGGGCAACAACAUCAUUGCGCAGAACUGGAACAAAGAUGAGACCAUGACGCAGAACUACCGCCGGCUCGGCCUCGUCGCCAAGCUGGGCAAGGCCACCGGCGGCACGGAGGCGCGCCCGCACGACAAGAAGGGGCCCCGGGUGGCGGACGACCCGCUCGCCAUCAAGAACGUGACCAGCAAGAACGGCGGCAGCAUCGUCAAGCACGUGGCGGUGGAGCGCGACGCCGCGGGCCGCAUCGUCCGCGUCCUGGGCGGCGGCCGGAACCCGCUCAACGACCCGCUCAACGACCUCGACUCGGACGAGGAGGGCGGCGGCGGGGUCGAGGACGACGGCGGGGAGUGGGGCGGCGUGGGCGACGGGGACGGGGACGGGGACGGGGACGAGCCGCCCAAGGUCGUGCACCAGCUGGAGAGGGAAGCCCGGCGGCCGGUCGAGAAGCACAUCCGGCACCAGAGCGAGCGGGAGCGGGAGUGGCUGCAGCGGCUGGUCGACAAGCACGGCGACGACACGGCGGCCAUGGCGAGGGACCCGAAGCUGAACCCCAUGCAGCAGACGAAGGCUGAUAUCGCGAGGCGGCUGAAGGUCUACCAGGCGGAGUUGAAGAGCGAGCUGAAUGCAUAG